Molecule: messenger RNA, 1104 nt
Organism: Prorocentrum cordatum
Lineage: Eukaryota; Dinophyceae; Prorocentrales; Prorocentraceae
Source: the annotation of a GenBank genome assembly
AUGCACAGUUCAAGUUCGGUGACGGGGCGACGGGGCAACUUGAAAUGGUACACCCAGCAGGUAGCAGAAUGUGGCAAGUCUAAAUUCUGGCAACAAGCCCUGCGAUUGAUGAUAGAGAUGGAAGGUGAGAACUUUAUGCCUGAUACCAUCGCCUACAAUGCCCUCAUCAGCGCGUGCGGAAGAUCUGGCCAGUACGAGAAGUCGUUGGACUUGUUCGCGCGGAUGCAGGAACAGAGGCAGGUCCCGAAUGUCGUUACUUAUAAUGGUUUGUUGAGCGCUUGCCAGAACGGCAAAGAUUUGGAGACAGCCCUGGAAUUGUUUGAGGCGAUGAAGGAGCAGGGUUUGAGCCCGAACGUCACUAGUUUCAACGUCUUGAUCAGCACUCUCGAGAAGAGCAACCAACCAGACAAGGCCCUGACCCUCUUCGAGGACAUGCGCGAGAUGCGGUUGAUGCCUAACGUGGUCACCAUCAAUUCGCUGAUCGGCGCCUGCGAUCGAUGCGAUCAACCAGAACGCGCUCUGAUCUUCUUCGACGUGAUGCAGAGCCAAGAGCUCACGCCCGACAAGGUCACCUAUAAUACCCUGAUCCGUGCCCUCGCGAGGUCAUCGCAGAACGAGAGGGCCCUGGCGAUCCUCGAGUCGAUGCAGAGCCAGGGCCUGACGCCGAACACCGCGACGUACCACGCCCUGGUGAGCGGCUACGAGAGGGACGCUAGCCACGCGUCGGCCAGGCUGGACCCUUCGGACUACACGUCGCUGUUCGAGACGAGCUACGGGGUCAUGAUCAAGGACUGCCAGCGGGAGGGCACGCCGCAGAGGGCCUUGGCCCUCUUCGACGAGAUGCGGGAGCGGGGGCUGACGCCCAACACGGCCGCAACGCUCAACUCCUUGGCGCAGGCCAGCGCUUGCGUGGAGGAGGGCAGGCAGCAGCACGACAGAGCCGAGCAGAUCUACCAGCUCAUGCAGGAGAACGGCUUCAGUCCGGACGCGGGCGCCUGCGACGCGCUCGCCGCGGCGUUCGCGGGGGCAGGGCGGCAGGACCGGGUUCAGGAGCUCCUGCAGGCGAAGCGCGCACUGGAGUACACUUUGACCCACUUCGACUAG